AGGAAUAAAGUCUAAUCAAUUAGCUUUCUUUCUAUGAUCCAUCCACAUUUAUACAAUAAAGUAUACAUACAUUUUCCAGCACCUUCAAGAAUCCUCUCACUUUGAUGAUGGGCAACCCACGUAGAGUUGGUGUUGGCUUAGACUACUCUCCGGCCAGCAAACAAGCCCUCCGAUGGGCGGCGGAUAAUCUGAUCGACGGCGGUGAUCAGUUGAUCUUAAUCCAAGUCCAGCCAGCCAAAGCUUGUCAUACCAGGAAGCAGCCUUUUGAGAACACUGGAUCACCUUUGGUGCCUCUGGAGGAGUUCAGAGAUAUUAGUUACUCAAAGCAGUAUGGUCUAACUCAUGAUCCUGAAGUUCUUGAUAUUUUAGACACUGUGUCAAGGACAAAAGGGGCUAAGGUAGUGGCCAAGGUGUACUGGGGUGAUCCAAGGCAGAAGUUAUGCGAUGCUGUGGAGGAUCUCAAGCUUGAUUCUCUAGUUCUUGGAAGAAGAGGUCUUGGUGCAAUCAAAAGGGUACUGCUUGGGAGUGUUAGCAAGUAUGUGGUGACGAAUGUUUCAUGUCCAGUCACUGUUGUCAAGGGAAUCCACCUCUGAAACCAUGCAACUCCACAAAGAAAGGGCGGCCGGCCGGCAGAGAAUAUGCCUGACCUUAUCAUCUUAAUACAUUGUUGCUCGUCUUAAACUA
Messenger RNA from Tripterygium wilfordii, 684 nucleotides. Its product is annotated as universal stress protein PHOS34-like. Lineage: Eukaryota; Viridiplantae; Streptophyta; Magnoliopsida; Celastrales; Celastraceae. The transcript has 4 exons. Bases 105 to 593 code for a protein of 162 amino acids. The record is from RefSeq and is a predicted model, not a curated record.